AUGGGUGCCUCCUGCUCCGGCCAAGUCUUCUUGCCUGGCACGGGCAUCAGCUUCGAGAUUGACGGGAGACCCUUCCUGGCCAUGGUCACCGCGAUCUGCCACGAAGAGCAGCACCCAUCCUUCGGCACAGCUCACCGGAUUCGAUAUAUCUAUGGCCAGUGCGGCCGCGAGUGGAUCUGGCUGGAGGGCGCUGCAAAGACUUUGACCUUCAGGCACUCGAAGAAUCGAAUACCCUUCCAGCUGCACAAGCUGGGCCUGUGGUGUCGAGACGUUGUCAUCCAGUCAAUCUGCUGGACGACAUCUAUCCUGGAAUCGUUUCGCUCCUCGCGGAAGAUGUGUGACUACUUGGAGGCUGAAUGGCCUGCGCUGGGACUGCCGCCUGCCGCGCAAGUCUUGGAACUUGGCGCUGGCAACGGCUGGCUGGGCAUGACCCUGGCAAGGAAUCUUCUUGCCAUCUCAGGCAAGAGCCGCAUUUUGGUCACGGAACGUGCCGGAUACAGCUUCCAGUUCUUGAAAGAGAAUCUGGACUACAACGAAGCCCGAGGAGUGCCGCUCGACCAUCUGCAGGAAGAAGUCCUCGACUGGGCCAACUGUCAGGACUUCGAUGCCUCCUCCUUUGACCUGCUGCUGGGCACUGACUUGGCACCAGACCCGUUGGCGGCUCAUCUAUUGGUCGCUUCACUGCGUUGCUUCCUUGCGCAGAACCCACGGCUCUUGGUUCUCUUGGCCUAUCAGCCAAACAGCGGCUCCAUUGCUGCCAAUGAAGCCUUUUUCCAGGGCUUGCAUGAGCAUGGCCUUGACUACUCCAUCGUGGCCAAGGAGAAAGAGGGCAACGGAAGCCGGCAACCAGGCGUCGCUAUCCUGCAGAUCGUUUGCCAGCAGCAGGACCAGUUCCUGCUGCCUUGGAGCGAUGCCCUGAGCAUAGAGGAGGUCUUCACUGUUUGA
Molecule: messenger RNA, 945 nt
Organism: Effrenium voratum
Lineage: Eukaryota; Dinophyceae; Suessiales; Symbiodiniaceae
Source: the annotation of a GenBank genome assembly